Uloborus diversus is the source of this 1442-nucleotide messenger RNA. Its product is annotated as protein mab-21-like. The record is from RefSeq and is a predicted model, not a curated record. Bases 212 to 1318 code for a protein of 368 amino acids. NCBI's taxonomy places the organism in Eukaryota, Metazoa, Arthropoda, Arachnida, Araneae, Uloboridae. The transcript has a single exon.
UCUGUUUGGUCACCAUCGCGAAAGACGCUCUGCGAAAAGCUCUCCAGAGAGCUUCGAAAGAGUUGACGUCAGCUGGUUUCUCGAGCAGUCGCUCUCUACUGCUCCGUUAGAGACUAUAUGAAACACAAUCGACAGUAACUUUGUUGCCGAAGCAGACAGAAGAGUAACUUUAUUCUUAAAGUUACUAAAGAGGCAGGUUGAACACAUCAAUAUGCUAGUACCAUCCGACAUGCUUGCCGCCCAAUCAAGACUACUCUAUCAGCUGAACAAGUUCUAUGGAGAGAAGGUCCACAAACGUAAACAAAACAUUGCCGAAGCAGUACGAGAGGUAUGCAGGGUCGUCCAAGAAGUCCUAAAAGAGGUUGAAGCUCAAGAACCGAGGUUCAUCUCUUCCCUCAACGACUGCAACGGGAGAUAUGAAGGCUUUGAUGUCAUUUCUCCCACUGAAUUUGAAGUUGUGCUUUACCUGAACCAGAUGGGCGUUUUCAAUUUCGUCGACGACGGAUCCCUGCCAGGAUGUGCUGUGCUAAAGCUGAGUGAUGGUCGAAAACGUUCCAUGUCAUUAUGGGUUGAAUUCAUAACAGCAUCCGGAUACCUUUCGGCUCGCAAGAUUCGAUCGCGAUUCCAAACGCUCGUAGCACAAGCCUGCGACAAGUGUAGCUACCGAGAUCGAGUCAAGAUGGUGUCUGACACCACAGAAGUCAAGUUGAGGAUUCGAGAAAAAUUUGUGGUGCAGAUUACCCCAGCUUUCCGGUGCAGUGGGCUUUGGCCCCGAAGUGCAGCGCAUUGGCCGAUUCCGCCAAUAUCGAACAUUUCGUGGCCACACCCAAAUCUUGUUGCAGAAGUGAAAACCGAAGGAUUCGAUCUGUUGUCUAAAGAAUGUGUAACGCUGCAAGGAAAGCAGUCUUCUAUGGAGGGAGACGCUUGGGUGCUUAAUUUCGGCGAAGCAGAGAACAGAUUGCUACAAGGUGGUUGCAGAAGCAAGUGUCUCAGUAUUCUCAGGACUCUGCGAGACCGUCACUUGGACUUACCGGGCAACCCCGUAACUAGCUAUCACAUGAAAACCCUGUUGUUGUACGAAUGCGAAAAACACGCAAAAGAGGUGGAAUGGGAUGAAACCUGCCUCGGAGAUCGAUUGAAUGGGAUUUUACUCCAACUGAUUUCCUGCUUGCAGUGUCGCCGGUGCCCUCACUACUUUCUCCCCCAAUUGGAUCUUUUCAAAGGCAAAUCCGUUAGCUCGUUGGAGCAUGCAGCCAAGAAAUGCUGGAACCUUACUCGUUUGCUUCUAACAAACCAAAGAUCGCUAGAAGAAUUGUGAAUCUAAAUUUUAUUUUCAAUUGAUUUCAAAUACCCUCAAAAAAUGAGACGAGUGUUUUAAAGACAUGAUAUAGAAACUUUCGGGCUUCAAUUGUUCAUUAAAACUUUUCUUUUUCCUGGUUAGA